AUGCAGCCACUCCUGCUCUUGUUGGCCUUUAGCCUACUCCCUGAAGCCACGGCAGGGCAGGUCAUUGGAGGCCAGGAGGCCAGGCCCCAUUCCCUCCCUUACAUGGCAUUCCUUCAAGUUGAGAAUCCAGAAGAUCUGAGCAGUUGCGAGGGAUUUCUUGUGAGAGAAGGCUUUGUGAUGACAGCAGGUCACUGCUGGGGAAGGGCCAAAAAUGUCACACUGGGGGCCCACAACAUCCAGAAGUAGAAAAGGACCCAGCAACAGACCAGUGUGUUCAGAGCCAUCCACCACCCCAGAUAUAAUGGCAAGAAUGCCCUGAAUGACAUCAUGUUACUUCAGCUGAGGAAUAGCAUCAGGUGCAAUCGAUUCAUGAGGCCAGUGGCCCUGUCUAACACUGGGCAGAAGCCUAGACCUGGAGCCUUGUGCACAGUGGCUGGCUGGGGCUGGAUCAACCUGCAUGAGUGGUUAGACACACUCCAGGAAGCGCAGCAUGAUCAAAAGUGCCACCGUCGCUUUCCUUCCUACCACAGCUGGACUCAGAUUUGUGUGGGGGAUCCAAGGCAAAAGAAGGCUGCCUUCAAGCCUGGCUUAGUGGGAGACUCUGGUGGCCCCCUCAUAUAUAACAAUGUGGCCCGGAGUAUUAUCUCCUAUGGAGACAAUGAAAAUAGGACUGUUCCACAAGUCUUCACCAGGAUCACAAGCUAUCUGUCCUGGAUAAAGAGAAUAAUGAGAGGCUUCAAACAGCAGGAUCAUCACCCUCUGCCCACCGUGACUGACAUUUUUACACUGGGACACAAGUCAGUUCCAAGGGAGCCUUAA
Messenger RNA from Cavia porcellus (domestic guinea pig), 819 nucleotides. RefSeq names its product cathepsin G. Gene Ontology annotation, cellular component: cytoplasm; intracellular membrane-bounded organelle. The transcript has 5 exons. Gene Ontology annotation, molecular function: serine-type endopeptidase activity. Gene Ontology annotation, biological process: proteolysis. NCBI's taxonomy places the organism in Eukaryota, Metazoa, Chordata, Mammalia, Rodentia, Caviidae. The record is from RefSeq and is a predicted model, not a curated record.